Molecule: messenger RNA, 1209 nt
Organism: Parastagonospora nodorum SN15
Lineage: Eukaryota; Fungi; Ascomycota; Dothideomycetes; Pleosporales; Phaeosphaeriaceae
Exons: 4
Coding region: 1-1209 (402 amino acids)
Cellular component (GO): Golgi apparatus; trans-Golgi network; endosome
Molecular function (GO): antiporter activity
Source: RefSeq, a predicted model, not a curated record
AUGUCUAACGAAGAGAAGAUGCGGUCCUCUGUGGACGCUGCCCGCGACCCAGCCGCGCCAGUGCUCCCCACCGUGAACCCAGAGGCCCAGAAGUCUGCGCCUGAGCCCGCCUCCUUUCAUCCCGCUGUAUACAUUGCGACAUGGAUUACCCUCAGUUCGAGCACCAUCGUCUUCAACAAGUACAUCCUCGAUACUGCCAAGUUCCACUUUCCCAUCGCCCUCACAACAUGGCAUUUGGUCUUUGCCACCGUUAUGACCCAAGGUCUCGCCCGCUUUACCACCAUCCUCGACUCUAGAAAGAAGGUGCCCAUGACGGGCCGCGUAUACCUCCGAGCCAUCGUCCCAAUCGGUCUGUUCUUCAGCUUGAGCUUGAUUUGCGGUAACCAGGCAUAUCUGCAUUUGAGUGUGGCUUUCAUCCAGAUGCUCAAGGCCACCAUGCCGGUCUGGGUUCUCCUCACCACUGCGGUCAUGGGUGUCGCUCCCCUGAACAUGACGGUUCUCGGAAAUGUCUCGUUCAUCGUCAUUGGUGUUGUGAUCGCGUCGUUUGGUGAGAUCCAGUUUGUCAUGACUGGUUUCAUCUGGCAAGUUGGUGGACUGGCUUUCGAGGCUAUCCGCCUAGUCAUGGUUCAGCGCUUGCUCAGCUCCGCCGAGUUCAAGAUGGACCCCCUCGUCUCGCUUUACUACUACGCACCUGCCUGCGCCUGCAUGAAUGGCUUCGUUUUGCUGUUCACCGAGCUGCCUUCCCUGACCAUGGAGGACAUCUACCGCGUCGGAGGGCUCACUCUGUUCUCUAACGCACUCGUCGCUUUCCUGCUGAACGUGUCCGUUGUGUUCCUGAUCGGCAAGACUUCAUCGCUCGUGCUCACCCUCUCUGGUGUGCUCAAGGACAUUCUCCUUGUCUUUGCGUCCAUGUUCCUGUUCAAGGACCCCGUCUCGCUCCUCCAGGCUUUCGGCUACACCAUUGCGCUCGGCGGCCUGAUCUACUACAAGCUCGGCGCCGAGAAGUUGAAGGAGUACCUCGGACAGGGCGGCAUGAAGUGGCAAGAACUCGGCCAUACGCGCCCCGUGCUCCGCAAGUUGAUGAUCUUCGCGGCUGUCAUCAUGUCCAUGUUCAUGAUCCUUGGAUCUCUUGGGCCCCGCUACGCACCCGACCAGACUGCCAAGGCCUACAAUGGUAUUGGCAAGCUCAUCGGUGAGAAAGGUGUAUGA